CCUCCUGCUCCAAGGAGCCAUUUUAAAGACCCUUUGGGUUCAUGAAAAAGUUUGAGAUUCACUUCCUAGGGGGCUACCACCAACCAGGCUACUGCUGCUGCUGCUGCUGCUGGAGUUUUUUCCAGGCGAUGCUUUUGCUUUUUUGCAGGACACUGCAGACUCCUCCCUUGCACAACGUCACCCGAUCCCGAUCUCUCCCAAAGCCUCAGCGAUAGUCGGCAACACAACGCACUGUAUGUGGAGGCACUGGCAGAUCAGGGGGGCUGUGCGCAUAGCGGGAUAAAGCUACACUGUAUUUCAUAAACAAAACAAAAUCGAGGGGGGGGCGCAUCCAUCCCACCAUUCCCAGAGAGUUCCAACAACUUCAUCGGCCUGGCAGUGUGCUGAUCUGUACCGCUGCGCACAGGGAGCACCGGGAACUUACGGAACUCAAAUUUACAGGGACGGUGCCAGCAGAUCAGCUGUUACGUUCCUUGUCCAUUUUUUUGCAUACGGAAGAAAAAAAGGCGACAUUUCCCUGAAGGAAGUCUCCAAGUGUUGGUAACUUCCCAGCUUCGCAGCAUCGAUCGAGGACCUCCCGCCCACUUUACCUCUGAUCCCUGAGCCCGUGCGGAGGGAGAGAGUCGUGCAGCCGCAGCGGACGCUGGAUGCAUGGAGCAACAAAGGCUACAUGCCUAAACUCCAAUAGCUGCUUUGAUAAAAACCCAACGUUACUUCUGUCCUCGCCUGCUUUUACGCAAAAGACUCCCAUCACCUAAACCGGUCCAAUCUGCAACUGCUUGGAUCUCAUUUUUCAUUUCGGUGGACCCGGGGCUAGGUUUCUACUUAGAGCAAAACUCUGCCAGCCAGCCAAGAAAUCGUCGCAGACGUGAAAUUGGAUGCUUUGGCACGGAGAAGCGCAACACCGAUCCUCCAGUUUUGCGAAAGUCUCCUACCGCUCAGUGAGGGAGAUCGACUAGUUUUGAACCAAAGUGGGAUUUUGCACAAGUUGCAUGCUUGCUCUUUGUCGUCUCGAGUGAGCCCCCCCUGUUCAUCCACCCCUCAGGUUAUCAAACGAGAUCCGACGGAUAGUUGAGGUGCCAUGGCGAUGUGUGUGGAGAUAUGGAUACUCCUGCUAGCGCUGCACGUCCAAGGUAAGACGCAGACUUCAGCGGGGAAUCAUCCAACACAUACUGGCAGCGGGCAGAUGGUACAGAUGGACUCCGCUAAGUCCGGCUUUGUGGGCUCACAAGUGGAACUGCGCUGCAUUUUCGUCAACAGCAACCCGCCGGUCAAGAUCUCUCAAGUCACCUGGCAGAAGGUCCUUAACGGCAGCAAACAGAACGUGGCCAUAGCCAACCCGGCCUUGGGCGUGUCCGUCCUGCCGCCCUUUAAGGAGCGAGUCACCUUCAAGCAGGCCGCGGUCCGCCAUCGCACGCCCUCGCUGGAGGACACCACCAUCAUGUUCUCCGAGCUGCAGCUGUCUGACGAGGCGGCCUACAUCUGCGAGUAUACCACAUUUCCUGCGGGAAACCGGGAAAACAUGGUCAACCUCACCGUAUUUGCUCGGCCCAUGACACGCAUGACUCUGACGACGCCCACCAUCGUGGCCAGGGCCAGCAAACGCAAGAUGACUGUCGCCACGUGUGUGUCGGCCAACGGGAAGCCGCCGAGCGUGAUCAAAUGGGACACCAGGUUGAAGGGCGAAGCCACGUUCCAGGAGACUCACAACCAAAACGGGACGGUGACGGUGCGUAGCAACUACGUGGUGGUGCCGAGCCGCGAGACCCACAAGCAGAAGCUGACGUGCAUCGUGACGUACCGAAACGAGAGGAUCACAGACAGCGUGGUGCUCAACGUGCAGUACGAACCCGAGGUGAAGAUCGAGGACUUUGAUGGAAACUGGUUCCUGAAUCGUCAGAAUGUUCAGCUGACCUGCAGGGCUGACGCCAACCCCCCUGUCACCAUCUACCAGUGGAAACUCUUGAACGGCUCCCUGCCCAGUAAUGUGGAGAUCAAGAACAACACCCUUUUCUUCAAAGGACCGGUGACCUACGACCUGGCCGGCACGUACGUCUGCGACGCCACCAACAGCAUCGGGACUCGCACCGGCAUCGUGGACGUCAACAUCACAGAAUUCCCUAACAACAACAUGCCACGCGGGGGCGAGAUCACGCAGGAGGCGCACAAUGCAGGCGCCGCCAUCGGGGGCGCCGUGGGGGGAGUGGCCCUGUUGGCCGUGGCGGCCAUACUGCUCUUCGUAUUCCUGCGCCGCCGCCAGCGCACCUUCAAAGGAGACUACAGCACCAAGAAACACGUGUUCGGUAACGGGUACAGCAAGGCCGGCGGCCUGCCCGCCCACCCCCCCAUCCCCAAGAACCUCCAGUACCCGGACGACUCGGACGACGAGAAGAAACCCGCCCAGAUCGGCGGGCCCGGGGGGUUCGAGGCGAGCGAGCGUGAUUUUGACGGCGAGCAGGAGGACCUGAAGAGGCCCUAUUUCACCGUGGACGAAGGGGAGAGCCGAGAUUAUGACGAGCGGACUCUGGCCUUCCAGUAUGACCCAGAACCUGAGAUAGCCGACGACAUGAUCUCUCAAACCGAUGGCUCUGUCAUUUCUAAGAAAGAGUGGUAUGUGUAGUGGCAUGCAACCGCCAAGCCAAAACCCUUUGUCCCCACCAACCUGCAUUCCACUGCACCCUUCACCUCCAUCACGACCCCGACCUCCCAUUCGUCACACUGCAACCCUUUCACAGUCCCACUCCCUUACACCCCCUCCCGACCCUCCCCAUCAAACCCCAUCCAACUAAUCUCAAUUAGAAGAGCAAGCGUCUAUUUAACGUGCUAGCGACAUCAACUUCUCAGCAUUGCUAUCAGUUCCAUCAGGUGAAUGGGCAAAGAAUACAAACUAAGGUAUGUAAAUGGACUCGUUGUCCAGGGAGGUGAUUGGUUACUUCAUAAAGGUGUAAUUUUGUGUAUUUUUUUUUUCUCUUUUUCCAUGUUCUAAAUGUAUUAAAUGUAUAAAAAGAGACUGCAGGUUGAGGUUUUUAUUUUAAUUUUUGCUGAGCACAUUUGUGAAAGUCUUACACUGGAUGUGCGAAUGUUUUUUUUGGGGGGUUUUGUUUUAUAACCAUUGCCUUUUUUUAUUGUUAUUUUUUUUUUUUUAUAAUGUCUUUUUGUAUGAUUUUUUUUAAAGUGACCAGAGAGUUAACUGUUUGACAUAAUUACAGGUGGAGUCCUACGUGUUUGUAAUGUUGUGGUCAAAUGUUUCAGAGGAAAAAAAAAAGAAAGGAAAAAAAAAAAGCAGCUGCCACUAAACAGCACCUGUAUGAUUUCUCCUGUUUCUCACUGGGGCUAGCGUCCAUGAAAUGACUCAUUUUUGUAUAUCUGCAGCAUUAAAAGCAGAUGUGUUAUUGCUGUGUUCCAAAGACAUGCUAAGAAUGAAUUGACCCCCCCCCCCCACCCCGUGUUAACAGGCCUGGGUUGUUUCUUCACUGAGAGGGAGUCAGUCUACUGAGCCAUGUGGCAGAUGAAUAUUGAGUGUUUUGUUUUUUUCCCAAUUCUUUCCCGAAAUUUCAAUCACGUUAAAUUGAUUUUCCACAUCAGUGAGUCGGAAUAACAGGGGAAGAGGAGGGCUGCAACACUUUCUGCUUUUUCAGUGGUGCAUCCCAAUCACGUCCACAAGAGGUUUGAUGUGUCUCGGCCUCCACAGAAACCUUCAACAAUGCUCUGAAAUGUCACGAUUGUCACUCAACUUAAACAAGUUUGACCUGUGUACGCAAGCUCUUGAUCCUACCACUAUAAUGAAACGUAUGAAAUGACUUCUCAUAACUAGGAUUUGCUCUAACCCUUCUUUUAUCAAAUGGAUGUGUGAGAAAGGUGUGCGGGAAGUUUCCCAACAAUGACUCUGUCUCUUCUUAUAAUUAUGUCACUGUGUGCUGAAGAAUUGGCUUAAGCCCCCCCCCCCCCUCCCCGCGCUUACACCAACAGCAUUUUUUUCUAUAAAGAGUCGUCGUCCAUGGACACAAAGGACACGGAUGGGGGGAAAAUGUCAACAACAACAGGGAACAUUUGAACAUGUAAAGGGAAUUGAAAAUAUGAUGGUGGCCAUGCUGGAGUAUAAUAAGUCACCUGCUGCUUUCAUGAUGGGUUUUUAUUUUCCUUUUUUUUUUUUUCUGAAGUGAAUUUCAGUAGGUGUUUGCAGAUGAAAGGAAUGAAUGGCUGUCCUUAUCUUAAUCUGAAUUUGCCAAUAGGGCUGUCAGAAGGCAUUACAUAUAUCUAUAUGUAUAUAUAGAUAUAUAGAUAUAAUAUUGCUUUUUCUAUCACUGUUAAUGAGUGCCAGUGGAUGCUAGCAUUGACAAAUUACUUGUUUCUCCACAUUGAAGUCCAUGAAUAAAACUUCAAUGGGAAUUAUCAGAUACAACAGAAACAAAGGUGUAAAUCCGUGGAUACAAACGACACACCUGGCUGACUCUGAACAAUAUAAAUACUAUAUUCAGCCUUAUUUUAUGCAUGUUUUGUGUUGGAGUGGAUGUGUGUGUUUUGCUAUUUUUUUUUAUCUGUAUCAAUUUGCAGUGCGUUUGUCAUCAUUUGCAGCUGAAAAGGCGACAGUUUGUCAGUUUUGUCAGUAUCGACGGAGGUAAAGAGUUCAUGGGCACACAGCACCCAGGAACAAUAUUGCAGUUAACACACAAAAAAGUAUAUAAAUAUAUAUAUAUAUAUAUAUAUAAAUACAGAUGAAAAAAACCCAACAUCUCUCAGAGAGCGGCCUUCUCGAACGGCUGGAGAUGUGAAUGUUUUACAGCCCAUGCUUGUCUACUGUAUGUUUUUAGAUGAGCAUGUUAAUCAUGAGCCUCAAUUUCUAUUAUGUAUUUUCAACACAAUUUAAAAUUACAAAGUGCGAAAUAUCAUGUUCUGAUUAAAAGUAUGUGGAUUUCCGUUGGGUGAGAUUUUCUGUCCGUUUUAAGUUGACUUUGCUUUUAUUCUCUACGGCCUUGUUUCUGUUGUUCGGUGUAUCCACUUCAGUUCGACAACAAACGCGAGGAUUUACAACAGAAAGUUUCAGAAUGGGAAAACCUAUAGUGCCAGUUGCCGGGUUGCUACUUUUUUCAAAGUUCAAAAGCAAAAAUCACAAUUUAAAUGCCUUUUACUUUUAUGGUUUCGCCUGCAGGUGAGCUGCUUGGCUAUGACUUCAUAAAUCCACACAGUUUGCGUGUCACAGCAUAAAAGACACAAAUAUUGUUUUUUAUUUUUCUUCUUGCAUUCAGUGCCUAUCAAAGUCAGGAGGCGGGAGGUAGUCGGAACAGUUGCUGCUCCAUUUGAGUUAUUCAUGCCUCGGGAUAUAACAUAAUGAGUAAUAUUGAAAUAUGGCAUGGACUGCAAACCCCUUUGAGUCAGACAAGUGUUGGUUCUUCCCUUGCAGUGUAUUGUAGUUAAUAUAGUGGGUGUGUUAUUCCACACUAUCCCAGCCCCGGCUAAAUACUAACAAUGUGUCUGUAUUUGACAUUUAAAUCAAUUGGUCUUCUAAAAGCUGCAUUCAUUACCAUUUUAAAGUUUACUGCUGACACAGCACCCCCCCCCCCCGCCCCGCCCCCAUCACACUUAACACUUUUGCAACUAACUAUAGUCACACAUGGCUGACUUUUCUAAGCACAACAAUUGAAACCCUAAUCUAGUGACAAGCGAUUUCAAGUUCUAUUUUUAAAAAAUGCAACUUUGGCCCAAAGCGAAGAUCGACUCUACCCCCUUUUUGAAAGCACAAGUUUAAAGGUUUCCAUAUCACCUUUUUGGUCUGCAUCCGUCGUGAAACCACUGCCACACGUGCUUCUCUGAGACGUGUUGGAGAAAGAGAGGGAAACCUUUCGGAUUGGAGUCGGCAUUCUGUAUACUGGUAGAUGUGAACAUUGUCUUCAUGUUGUCGGAUGUUAUGAGUUCCUAUUUUUGUAAUACUGAUUGUAACUUCAUUCCAUCCUAAUCUACUUUUUUGUAUUCAGUGUGUUUCAACAUUCCACUGUAAAUACUGUACAUACGGUUGAGAUUAUAGUUGGGAUUUCUUUAGGGAACUGCGUAGGGACCCUGUUCAUGUAAAAUAUACCGAUUUUGACUGCAAGCAUACAGGCUGGAUGAUGGCUAGUUGAAGUCGAUGCAUAGCUUAUUUCCAAAGUCCCACCUAGAAAAUGCUCCUCCAGUACGUUUUUUGAUAUGCCACUAGAGGCGUCGCUGUCAUACAAAAGGGGUGACGCGCACAGUUUGUCAAAUUUAAUGUUAUUGAAAGAAAAUCUAAAAGAGAGAAGCUGUCUGUAUGCAGCCAUGUGAAUGUAUAUUUCUGAGGGUGUUACAAAUAUGAAAAAAAAAAAAAUCUCUUGUUCAAUUGUGAUGACCCAGUGAAGUAACUUGUAUUUGUUUUACGCAUUAAAUGAGUUCAAUAGUCAA
Etheostoma spectabile (orangethroat darter) is the source of this 6411-nucleotide messenger RNA. It is a transcript of the gene nectin1b, whose product is annotated as nectin cell adhesion molecule 1b. The record is from RefSeq and is a predicted model, not a curated record. Lineage: Eukaryota; Metazoa; Chordata; Actinopteri; Perciformes; Percidae. The transcript is spliced from 6 exons. Bases 1082 to 2620 code for a protein of 512 amino acids. Gene Ontology annotation, cellular component: adherens junction. Gene Ontology annotation, biological process: protein localization to cell junction; heterophilic cell-cell adhesion; homophilic cell-cell adhesion.